CGCAAAACGAAUUGAAGGUCAGUCCAGCAGUAGAGCUGUGGUGUAGAGCGGUGGUAGAAUUAUACCAGCAGAUGUGCGGACAGUGCUUUGUCAACAAUGAACGUACUUGGAAAAUAAUUGUGAUCAGAAUCCAGCAAAAAAAAAAAAAACCUCAACAAUGAAAAAGUCAGAAAAUGAAAGCUUUUCAUGGAUAGUGAUGUUUCUCGUUAUGAUAUUUGGUUCCGGUACAUGGCUUUCCUUCAAUGCAUUGUGGGUAGAGUUACCUCUACUUGUAGCUACUGGCGUCCCAGAAGGUUACACAUUAGGUUCAUAUUUGAUUAUUAUUACGCAGAUUGGAAAUAUCGGCCCUUUGUUGUUCACAAUUGCAACUUAUUGUUCACCAAAGAAAAAAAGACUUGAGAUUCCAACUAUUUACAUUCUGAUAUCUUUAGCAUCAUUGUCGACGUUGCUGUUGAUAUUUUUCUGGGACACGACAUCUUACUGGAUCGUGGACAAUCAGGAACACAGUACUGCGAUGCUAUUGUUGACCCUUGUCAUGGCUGCUGUGGCCUGUACAACUCCUGUCACCUACAUCCCAUUUAUGUCCAGAUUCCCUGGAAGGUAUCUCAUGUACUUCUUCGUUGGUGAGGGGUUGAGUGCCCUCUUGCCAAGUAUGGUUGCGUUAAUGCAGGGAGUUGGAGAGCAGCCUCAAUGUGUUCCAUUAUCAGAGGUAUAUUCCAAUACGACUACGGAAGGUAAUAUAACUGUGCUGCUAGAGUGUAGGGAUUGGGAGAUUGAGUAUCCACAAGCAAGGUUUUCAACAGAAGUGUUUUUCAGUUUUUUAUUUGUGAUGACAUUCUGUAGUAGCAUCUCUUUUCUCCUGCUAAACUAUUUACCAAUUGCCAAACAAGAACAAUUAAAGAGUGUGAACAGUGAAGAUGCAGCACCAAAGAAAGAGGAGAGGACUAGUACAUAUAUGUUGAGGAAUGGAACAUCAGCAGACAGAGACCCUGAUGUAAAAGAACAAGAGACAUCGUUGAUGUCAAGGAGGAAUAAUGGUGAUCAACCCACUGAAGAGUUUCAGGCAGUCAGUCCAGAUGAUGACAUAACUAGCGAUGGUGAUGAAGCUACACAAGAGGUUAAGACAGUCAAUCUAGAUGAUCCUGAUGUCAAAACUGUUAACCUGCCAUUUGGGCUUCUUGGCAGGAGAUGUGUCAUCUAUCUUCUGGUUCUUCUUGGAUGGGUGAAUGCACUUGGUAACUCAGUUUUACCAGCCAUCCAAACAUAUUCCUGUGGACCGUAUGGCAUGAAGACCUUCCAUUUAGCUGCUGCUCUGGAUAACAUUGUUAUGCCAAUCAUGUAUCUUGCUGCCUCCUUCAAGAUGUUUUCUAGUAUCCUGUUGGUUUCUGUGUUGACAUUUCUGGUGACCAUAACUGGAGCGUAUUGUAUGUUGACGGCAGCUUUGAGCCCAUCUCCUCCUCUUCAGUUCUCUGCUGCUGGAGAUGUCAUUGUGAUCUUAGCUUGGAUGUGUACGGCUGGAUUAUUUUGUUAUGUGAAAGCAACAAUUGGAGGGAUUAUGCGUAGUCAGCCUAACAAUCGCCUGUUGUUACUUUGGUUUGGUAUAGUGACCCAGAUUGGAUCAUUUGUUGGAGCUGUCGUAAUGUUUCCUCUUGUCAAUGUUUUUAAUGUAUUUGAAGAGUAUUAUGAAGAUCCAUGUGCAGGGGUUGACUUAUGUGUUGAAAGCAUUAAAUUGUUAUAAAGUAUAUCAUCAUUUUAAAGUGUUGGACCAGGAUUGACUUAUCAAUUUGUUUAAAAAAUCAUCAUUAAGAAACCCAAGAUAAUAGUACGAAUGCUGCCACUAAAAUCACCAUCAUUUUUUUACACUACCAUUAUGCAACAAAACCACCAUCGUGGAAAAUACCAUCAAUAAGGCAAUGUGUCUUCCAAAGAAGACACAUUCAUUAUCAUUAUCAUUAACACUAUCAUUAUGCUAACAUUAAUAAGAGCGUAUCAUUUAUGAACACGACAGUUUGGAUGACUAUUAAAGGAUUAAGAACAUCACCAUAAGAAUACUACAUAAGAGCACCACCAUAUUAGGAAUACCACUCUAUUUAUAAAAUCAUCGUAGAUUCGGGUUAUUGACAAUUUGGAAAUUACUAUAUUAGAUUAUUUCAGAUAUUUGCAGUCAAUACUGUUUUUUUAGAAUAGACCUCCUCCUCUACAACGCUUGAUUCAGUGGCACUGUUUAGAAUGACAAUCAACAUUUUGGCUUAUUCGUAAGGUGUAGUGCAGUAACCUCUAAAGUAAAUUAAGUUUACAAUUUUGCUUUCGUUUAUCAUUGUUCUCAAACGAAGUCUAGCUUUCAUUUUCGUGCCACAGCAUUGUUAUUUGGUAUUGUGUGAUUUAUUAUACAGUACUGUUAUACUAUUAAAAACCAUCGAGUUCUCCCUAUGUAGUGUAAUUUAAAUUUCAAAAUAUAAUGAAUAUUUCAUCGUAUGUAUUUUAUAAUAAAUUAUAUAUAAUUUAUCAUGUUAUUGAAUAAAAUAGUGUUUUCUUCGAAA
Molecule: messenger RNA, 2540 nt
Organism: Anneissia japonica
Lineage: Eukaryota; Metazoa; Echinodermata; Crinoidea; Comatulida; Comatulidae
Product: solute carrier family 52, riboflavin transporter, member 3-A-like
Exons: 3
Coding region: 158-1738 (526 amino acids)
Biological process (GO): riboflavin transport
Cellular component (GO): plasma membrane
Molecular function (GO): riboflavin transmembrane transporter activity
Source: RefSeq, a predicted model, not a curated record